AUGCUGGCUCCCACCAAGUCUGUUAUUCUGUGCCCCCUGCCCCUGCAGCUGGAGCUGGAGGCCUACGAGCUGCCCCGGCCCAGGGGUGCCCGGCGUCAGCUGCUGUUUGACACAGAGACCCAGAUCCCCCGUCACGAGCUGCAGCGCCAGCUACUGGAUCCCCAGGUCCACUGCCGGCCUCUGGUGCUGCUGGAAGCCCCGGGCCUGAGGAGGCAGAGCCCCGCUGAGCUGCUCAGUGCCCCCACCUAUGGCUGGUUGCCCCCUGAGCUGCAGGAGUUGUGGCAGCGCUGCGCCCACUUGCAGCAGGUUGACUAUGCAGGGCUGCGGGAGGCCGAGGAGCCGCGGGCCGAGCCCCCCAGUGAGCUUGAGGUGCCGCGGGAGGUGCUGGAGCCCAGCCUGCCACCAGCUGUGUCCUCAGAGAUCUCGCUGGAGACCACCGAGGAGGAGCCAGCGCGGCCCAGCCUACUGCCCCCUGAGGAGCGGAGGCUCCCCACAGAGGCCGAGGCAGUGCUGCCAGUGGUGCCCGAAGUGUCCGAGCUGACCCUGGAGUUGCCCCCUGACAAGGAGGCCCUCACCCUUGCCACCCUACACAGGCUGGUUGGGGCAGAGCUGGAGCGCAUGACGUACGUGGACUUUGCUGCCCUGGUGCCUGCUGGGGCCUCACGGGCCAUCGCCAGCCGUGUCUUUUCCUUGUGCCUGGAUCUCUGCAGGCUGCAGCUGGUGCACCUGGAGCAGGCCCAACCCUAUGGCCCCAUCAUGCUGUAUCCUGGUGCCCGCUUCCAGCCCAGGUGACUGGGAGCACUGGGCAAAUUUGUCUCCAGGGGCCUGCUGCUGUCCCAGGUGACACCCCACUCCCAUUAAAGUGUUAGCUAACCAUUGCUGGUUCACAAGAGAACCCAGGUGUUCGGGUCCCACUCCCUACUGCCAGAAAGGAACCAAAGGGUCCGGGCUCCCAUCCCCACCUUCUCCAUCCAUCCAUCCCUCCCUCCCUUCCCCGCCCCAAACCAACCAACCCAGGAGCCCUGAUGUCCUAAC
This is a messenger RNA of Alligator sinensis (Chinese alligator), 1035 nucleotides long. RefSeq names its product meiotic recombination protein REC8 homolog. Gene Ontology annotation, cellular component: cohesin complex; synaptonemal complex. Gene Ontology annotation, biological process: replication-born double-strand break repair via sister chromatid exchange; synaptonemal complex assembly; mitotic sister chromatid cohesion. Gene Ontology annotation, molecular function: chromatin binding. The coding region runs from base 1 to 792 and encodes 263 amino acids. NCBI's taxonomy places the organism in Eukaryota, Metazoa, Chordata, Crocodylia, Alligatoridae. The record is from RefSeq and is a predicted model, not a curated record. The transcript has 9 exons.